Messenger RNA from Salvelinus namaycush (lake trout), 2148 nucleotides. RefSeq names its product glycine-rich cell wall structural protein 1.8-like. The coding region runs from base 1 to 2148 and encodes 715 amino acids. The transcript is spliced from 2 exons. NCBI's taxonomy places the organism in Eukaryota, Metazoa, Chordata, Actinopteri, Salmoniformes, Salmonidae. The record is from RefSeq and is a predicted model, not a curated record.
AUGAAAGAGCUGUUCGUGGACUACAGGAGACAGCAGAGAGAGCAUGUCCCCAUCCACAUGGACAGGGCCGCAGUGGACAGGGCCGCAGUGGACAGGAGUGGGCCGGAGAGGGGGGGGCCGGAGGGUGGGCCGGAGAGAGGGGCCGGAGAGGGGGCCGGAGAGGGGGGCCGGAGAGGGUUUCGGAGAAAAGGAGGGGCCGGAAGGGGGCCGGAGAGAGGGGGCCGUAGAGAGGGGCCGAGAGAGGGGGCCGGAGAGUGGGGCUGGAGAGGGGGCCGGAGAGAGGGGCCGGAGAGGGGGGCCGGAGAGGGGGCCGUAGAGAGGGGCCGGAGGGGGGGGCCGGAGAGGGGGCCGGAGAGAGGGGCCGGAGAGAGGGCCGGAGAGAGGGGCCGAGAGGGGGGCCGGGAGGGGGACCGAGAGAGGGGCCGGAGAGAGGGGCCGAGAGAGGGCCGUAGAGGGGGCCGGAGAGGGGGGCCGGAGAGUGGGCCGGAGAGUGGGGCCGGAGAGGGGGGCCGGAGAGAGGGCCGGAGAGGGGGGCCGGAGAGGGGGGCCGAGAGAGAGGGGGGCCGGAGAGAGGGGCCGGAGGGAGGGGGGGCCGGAGAGAGGGGGGCCGGAGAGAGGGGCCGAGAGAGGGGCCGGAGAGUGGGGGCCGGAGAGGGGGGCCGGAGAGGGGGGCCGGAGAGGGGGGCCGGAGAGAGGGGCCGGAGAGGGGGCCGGAGAGGGGGGCCGGAGAGAGGGCCGGAGAGGGGGGCCGAGAGAGGGGCCGAGAGUGGGGCCGGAGAGGGGGGCCGGGGACGAGAGUGGGGCCGGAGAGGGGGCCGGAGAGGGGGGCCGGAGAGGGGGGCCGGAGAGGGGGGCCGAGAGGGGGGCCGGAGAGGGGCCGAGAGGGGAGGCAGGAGAGGGGGCCGGAGAGGGGGCCGGAGAGAGGGGCCGGAGAGGGGGCCGGAGAGGGGGGCCGGAGAGGGGGCCGGAGAGGGGCCGGAGAGGGGGGCCGAGAGAGGGGCGGAGAGGGGGCCGGAGAGAGGGGCCGAGAGGGGGGCGGAGAGUGGGGCCGGGAGGGGGGCCGGAGAGGGGGCCGAAGGGGGGCCGGAGAGGGGGCGGAGAGAGGGGCCGGAGAGGGGCCGGAGAGGGGGGCCGGAGAGAGGGGCCGGAGAGGGGGGCGGAGAGAGGGCCGGAGGGGGGGCCGGAGAGAGGGCCGGAGAGGGGGCCGGAGAGGGGGGCCGGAGAGGGGGGCCGAGGGGGGGCCGGGAGUGGGGGCCGGAGAGGGGGCGGAGAGAGGGCGGAGAGGGGGGCCGGAGAGUGGGGCCGGGGGGGGGAGGGGGGGGGAGGGGGGGGCGGAGAGGGGGGCCGAGAGUGGGGGCCGGAGAGGGGGGCCGGAGAGGGGGCCGGAGAGGGGGGCCGGAGAGGGGGGCCGGAGAGGGGGGGCCGGAAGAGAGGGGGCCGGAGAGGGGGCCGAGAGAGGGGCCGGAGAGGGGGCCGAGAGAGGGGGCCGGAGAGGGGGGCCGGAGAGUGGGGCCGGAGGGGAGGGGGCCGGAGGGGGCCGGAGAGAGGGGGCCGGCGGAGAGGGGGGGCGGAGAGGGGGGCCGGAGAGGGGGGGCCGGAGAGGGGGCCGGAGAGAGGCGGCGGAGAGGGGGCGGGAGGGGGCCGAGGGUGGGGCCGGAGGAGGGGCCGAGAGGGGGCCGGAGAGGGGCCGAGGGGGGGGGCCGGAGAGGGGGGCCGGAGGGAGGGGGGCCGGAGAGAGGGGCCGGAGAGGGGGCCGGAGGAGGGGGGCCGGAGAGAGGGCCGGAGAGGGGGCCGGAAGAGGGGGGCCGGAGAGGGGGGCCAGAAGAGGGGCCGGAGAGGGGGGCGCGGACGAGAGGGGGGGCCGGAGAGUGGGGCCGGAGAGGGGGCCGGAGAGAGGGGGGGCAGGAGAGAGGGCCGGAGAGGGGGGCCGUAAGAGGGGCCGGAGAGGGGGGCCGAGAGGGGGGCCGAGAGAGGGGGGAGGGGGCCGGAGAGAGGGGCGGAGAGGGCCGAGAGGGGGGCCGGAGAGAGGGGCCGGAGAGGGGGGCCGGAGAGGGGGGCAGGAGUGGGGGCCAGAGAGGGGGCAGGAGAGGGGGCCGAGAGGGGGGCAGGAGUGGGGGGCAGGAGUGGGGGGGCCGUAAGAGGGGUUGA